AUGGCCUCCAGGAUGGUCUCUGUCCUGCUAUCUGGCCUUUUGUUUUGGCUGAUGUUCGACUGGAACCCAGCACUGGCUUACAGUCCACGGACCCCUGAUCGGGUCUCGGAAACAGACAUCCAGAGACUGCUCCAUGGCGUUAUGGAGCAGCUGGGCAUUGCCAGGCCACGUGUGGAAUACCCUGCUCACCAGGCCACGAAUCUUGUUGGGCCCCAAAGCAUCGAAGGUGGAGCUCAUGAGGGUCUUCAGCACCUGGGUCCUUUUGGCAACAUCCCUAACAUAGUGGCAGAGUUGACUGGCGACAACAUUCCUAAGGACUUCAGUGAGGACCAAGGCUACCCAGACCCUCCAAAUCCCUGUCCUCUUGGGAAAACUGCAGAUGACGGAUGUCUAGAAAAUGCCCCUGACACUGCAGAAUUCAGUCGAGAAUUCCAGCUAAACCAGCACCUUUUUGAUCCAGAGCAUGACUACCCAGGUUUGGGCAAGUGGAACAAGAAACUCCUUUACGAGAAGAUGAAGGGAGGGCAGAGGCGGAAGCGGAGGAGUAUCAAUCCGUAUCUACAAGGAAAGAAGCUGGACAAUGUUGUGGCAAAGAAAUCUGUCCCUCACUUUUCAGAAGAGGAGAAGGAGUCAGAAUAA
Molecule: messenger RNA, 639 nt
Organism: Arvicola amphibius (Eurasian water vole)
Lineage: Eukaryota; Metazoa; Chordata; Mammalia; Rodentia; Cricetidae
Product: neuroendocrine protein 7B2
Exons: 5
Coding region: 1-639 (212 amino acids)
Biological process (GO): neuropeptide signaling pathway; regulation of hormone secretion
Cellular component (GO): secretory granule
Molecular function (GO): enzyme regulator activity
Source: RefSeq, a predicted model, not a curated record